Aspergillus steynii IBT 23096 is the source of this 4209-nucleotide messenger RNA. RefSeq names its product DUF3433 domain-containing protein. The transcript is spliced from 4 exons. The record is from RefSeq and is a predicted model, not a curated record. NCBI's taxonomy places the organism in Eukaryota, Fungi, Ascomycota, Eurotiomycetes, Eurotiales, Aspergillaceae. Bases 128 to 4186 code for a protein of 1352 amino acids.
AGUUGCUAUUUUGAAUAAAUGUGCGGUCGCGCCCGUGGUUCUUCAGCAUGCCUAGGAUCACUUUCUGCUCAAUAUCUACGUCCAUGCGCUGGUUGGUCCCCGUGAUUAGAGGGACUUGCAGGGUAAGAUGGCGCGAUCGGUAGAGAUGGACUCCCUCCAGCCUUCCUAUGAAGGCCAUCGCGCAAACUCACACACCAGCGAAGACCCGCUUCUGCAGCAGAAUUCACCCAUUCUGACACCCCAACCAGAACCAGACGAGGCUUCUGUGUCGGAGGAAGCCGUCCAUUCUCCAAUGAGCCCUGAUCAUGAGAAGGGCGUAAAAGAGGAUGAUAAUGGAUUCUCGCCUGGAUUGCCCAUGUUCAACCCGAUUUGGCUUAGCAAGACUUGCCUGGGUGGGUUUAUCGUGGCUCUAAUUCUCAUCGGCAUUGCUCUUGGUCUUGUCUACUGCUUUGCCGAAAGAGAUAAUGGAUUCGUACUGAUAUUUAAUGAUCGUUACUCCUGGGCAUACGGACCAACCGUAGUAUUGGUUUUGGUUGCUGGUCUUUGGCGGCAAGUUGACUACUGGUGCAAAACCCUGGCACCCUGGCGGGAGUUGCAACAGGGAUGGGCCCCCGCGAACAAAUCUCUCUUUCUGGACUAUGUCGGUCAAAUCCAUAUUUUUGGUUGCUGGGCAGCAUUGAAAAAUAAGCACUGGACCGUAUCGGCCUCGGUUGUUGGUGUUUUGAUUUUGAAGUUGAUGACAGCAUUUGCAUCCGCCCUAUUAGUCCUUCAGCCAGCCAAAGUCAGCAGUGGCGCGAUCUCCGUUUAUGAGGUUGGUAUGAACUCCACCGUUCCGCACUUUGAUGGAAUCGAUGUCUUCAGCCCAGUCUAUAGUUACUAUGGGGUGUUGGCACAUGGCCUGCCUUAUCCUAAGGGAACCGCCCCUGGAUUCAUGGUACCGAACAUUUACCCAAAGGAUUCUCUUCUCGACGGCACUACUCGUAUUGCAGCCAAUGUCACAGGCUACUGGCCAAGCCUGAAAUGCCAAACCGGAAACGUGAACUGGACCAUGCUGAGCCCGGAUCCAGAUGCCGACAAUGACAAAGAUAGGGUCAGAAUCCGUUUCGAAACCUCGGAUGGCCGUUGCUCCGUUGGUAAAAUGGAUCCGGAUACUGCCGUAUUCUCACUGAGAGAUCACUCCCGUGAUAUAUUGCCAGAGAGAUUGGUUUAUCCUCGGAUGAAAAACCUGUACGCAAACUGCACUGGGAACGAAACGGACCUCGAUGUUCAUCCGUCACUGCGAUUACUUUUCGCCAUCCUUGACGUUCGAAACACCCAGGAUUUGAAACCUAAUGCAGAAGAGCUCCUACGUUCUGUCGACCAGGCCACGGUCGCGAAUUCGGCUUCUAUAGAGGUUAAGAGCGUCACAGCCGUUCUGUGCGAGCAAAGCAUAAUUGGCAAACGAGCGAGAGUUGAGGUAAACCCUUCUGAUGCAGACACACAAAGAGGGCCGGGACUUGAUGUCACUCCAAUCUCUACCAUGACAUCACAGCAAUUGUUGCAAGGUGGUUCGAUGGAUGAACUGGCUAAUAAUUACUUUGAAAUGAUGUGGAGGGUUAUGAAAGGAUCUCCUAACGUCCUUGGACAGGAUAAAGGGACAGAGGCUGCUUUUCGACCCUUUUUCCGACUGAUGCUAAUCGAGAGUGACAGCUCCGAUUACGGGUCGUUUCUGGACGUUGAGCGACUCACUGCCAGCGCGGCUAAUGUCUAUAUUGGCCUGGCAGUCCAGUCGGCAUAUUAUUUACUAUACAGCUAUCUCAAAUCCCCCGAUCAAGUAGUUUCUGGGGAAGGCUUUCAUUAUGAAAACCGGUUGUUUGUGCAGAAGACCCCGGUUGGUGUUAUGGUGACUUGCGUUGCCCUCAUGAUCUGCAUCUCGGUCGGUGUGAUCAUGACUCGCCCGUUCAAUGUCGUCCCCCGGAGUCCAGAUAGUGUUGGUGCCGUAAUGACUUUUCUUCCCAAGAGCAAAUUGACGAAGAUUCUUGCUGGAACUGCCCAUUGGCCUUUCGCGCGUCUCAGCGAAGCUCUAAAAGGACAGCGGUUUCGGACGCGCUUUGUAGCAUCAGUUGCUGACUCCUACGGGAAGCCAACAUUCACUAUUGAUGCAGAUUGUUCGGACGAGCCUCACAAGCAAACAGCGAAUGAAAGGUCAUAUGAGCUAUUGGAUGAUAUGCCCCAGAAGAUCUGGAGACCAUUAGCCUACACCCUGCCAUUUCGCCUGCUUGUGCUCAUAUCGCCUGUUGUCAUCAUCAUUAUCGUUGAGGUUCUACAGCAGGUAUCAGCAAAGAAUGGCGGGUUCAUGGACGUUCCAAGAGACUCUAGUGUCAUCUUCUGGGCAAAGUUUAUUACUUCCGGAGUCAUGAUCUCCAUUGGUCUUAUGUACGGAACAUUCGACUUUGGGCUUGCAUUGCUUGCGCCGUACCGCUUGCUCAGUCAAGGUAGUGCCGCAAGUAAGCGCACAAUCUUUGCCAAUUACCUUCGCGAUAUACCCGUUGUCGGACUUUGGAGGUCAUUACGCGAUGGCCAACUUGCCGUAUUUUUCAGUCUUUUUGCCACACUCGCUGCAAGCGUGUUCACGAUCGCCGCAUCUGGACUAUAUAUUGUGGACUAUCAGAACUCUUUAAAUCGGACCUUGUCCGUCCAGCGGAGUGACGUGUUUAACUUGACUUGGACUCAUUCCUACAAUGAUAGCCAUGCGGGAACUGUUCUAAAUCUCAUUGAACAAUCAAACCUAACUUCCCCUCGGUUCACAUACAACAAUUUGGUUUUCCCGAUAGUCUCGUCUCCAGUAUCCUUUAAUCAGAGAGGAGGCGGCACCGAACAGGCACAAGGCCAUAUGACUCUUCGCCUACCAGCACUUCGCGCACGGCUUGAUUGCAAAACCCUCGACACCGCUACCCUGUACAAGGGCAAUACGCCGUCCAAACUGAAGCCCGAGAAACGGGUACCUUACGUCAGUCUCCAGACCACCAUUGAUCUUGAGGACAUGUAUCCGAGAUGCAAGCGCGGUCGGGCGUAUGGCGAUAAGAAUAUGUUCAAAUUCAACACCUCAAUUUACUUCCCCGAGAAGCAAGUCGGAAAUGGGCCCAUCGUGCAGAAACCAGCUUACGGCGGCUACUUCUUCGAUCUGCAUCUCGGAGACAUACCAGACAGCGAGAACGUCAGCAAGAAAUGGGCGCAGUUUGAGGAAUGGGGAAAUAGCGAUCUGUUCGUUGAUCCGUACACAUACAGCGAAUACCCCUGGUACACCGAGGAUAAUUAUGACAUGGGACGCAAUCCGGAGGGAUGCCCCAGCAUUGGGUUCAGUUUUGGUCCAUUCAUUCCACUCUCUACCAAUACGACGGACGUGACUAGCGGAGUAUGCGAUCAGUAUAUCGAGGAAGUGACCACUGAAGCACGGUUCAUUCUCCCCAGUCUUGAACUCGAUCCCGGAAAACCUCCGGUGCCCGAUGAAUCUACCGCCCACGUCCUCGGCAACGGGCACGGUUUCGACAUGCGACAAUUCCGCCCGCAGUAUAACAUCGAGCAAAGUAUGCUCUUCUUCAAUCCAAACGCAUCCAGAUACAUGGACGUCUUCUACCAAAGUGUUGUCAAUGGCAUCGACGCCAUCCCCGAAACUGAUCUCGUCGGAAAGGCCAACAUCCAUCGUCUCCUCAACGCCACCAGCGACUUCUACGGCAAAUACAUGGCUCUCGCCAUAUCCUACAACAUGCGGCAGAACACGAGCUUCAAAGACGACGACCUCGGAAAUGCCGCGUCGCGGUCCAUCGAAGGCCAAAAUGACGAUUCUAGCUUCAAAGCCUCCGUCGUGUAUCCGUCUGCGCGGUUGAAGAUCGACCGCAACGCUAGUCUGGCGCUGGAGAUUUUACUCACUAUCGCCUUCGUCUGUAGUGCGAUUGCCUGUGCACUGGCCUGGACGCCUGUCGCUAUUAUGCAGAAUCCCGGUCAGAUAUCAGGGGCCGUGGCCCUGGUGGCUGGGAGCACGCUGGCUUCGCGAAAGAUUGUGCCCGAGGGGACGGAGUGGCUUAAUAGUAAGACAACGCAGGAGCGCAAGAUCUUUGAUGGACUGCAGUUGCGGUUAGGUUGGACGGAUGGUGAUGAUGGUGCACGACGGUAUGGGAUCGAUGUGGAUAAUCGGCAAUCUGCCUAGGCUGUGCCUAGAUUAGACAUGGC